AAGGUACUUCAAUGUUAAGUUUUGUAUUUUUUUUGUUGUAUAAAAUUUCCCAACAAAAUAAAAUACCAAUAUCCUCAUAGCGUGUGUCUUAGGCAAAAAUUUUAUAUAUAAAUUGCUCGUAUAUGCUGGUUUAAGGAAUCUUUAGCCUCUGUCACUGUGAAUCUCAAUUGCAGAGAAAGAUGAGUUUUUGAAGCAAAUCAGAAAAUGGGUCUCCUCUGGAACGUGAAAUCUUCUCUGGGUUUUUCUUUCUCUCUUAGUUUCUCUAAUUUUCAUGGUUAAGAAAACUGGGAGAAUCUUGAGGAAAAAAUUUCUCUCUUUUCUUUGUUGAGCUUUUCUAGGCAAGUUUUCUUCAGGGCAUGUAGUGAGAUUUUUCAGGGUUAAGAGAAAUUAAAAAUGAGAUCUUUUAAUGGAUUAGGGUUUGGUUUGAGUAUGGUUUUUGGUUGUCUCCUCCUAGCUUUUGUUGCAGAGCUAUAUUAUCUCCUGUGGUGGAAGAAGAAAAGAAGAAUGAUAAACACAGAGAUUGAAGAUGAAUACAACAGCUAUACAAAAGAACUAGUUCAUCUUCUCUGCUGGAAAAAAUCAUCUUCUUGGCAAACGAGCACAACCAACAACAACAUCAAUGGCGGAAAUAACAACAGUAAUCAGGAACUUUUGAUGAACCCAGAUGGGAACUGCCAUGAACGAGACCUUGAGUUGGGUUCAAGCAAAGACUUUUUGCUAAAAGCAUUUGGGGAAGAAGGUGUGGAGGCAGAGCUCAUGAGACUUCAUAACCUCGCUGGCCCGCCAAGGUUCCUGUUCACAAUCAAGGAGGAGACGAAUGAGGAUUUAGAAUCUGAUGAUGGGAAAUCCAGAGGUGAAAGGUCAACCACCAGAAGCUUGAGUGACCUAGUGAUGGCGGUUGAUUCUCCUUUCCUUACCCCUCUAGCUUCUCCUCACUUAAAGUCUCCACCUUUGAACAGUUUAGAUACUUUUCAUCUCCAUGGAUUGUUCAAUCCGCUCUUUGAAUCGUCUGGAGAUGGAGAUAGUUUCAGUAGGUUUAGAUCAUCACCUCCUCCAAAGUUUAAGUUCUUGAGAGAUGCAGAGGAGAAGCUGCUGAGAAGAUUAGCGGAGGAAGCGGAGAAGAAGAGGUCUAGUAAUGGAGGUAGGUUAGUUCAAGACUCUGGUAAUAAAGCUUCGAAUGAUUCAACAAUGGCGGUGGAAGAAAUGGAUGGUUCUUUUCUGAAAUUCAUUGUGAAAAAAUAA
Molecule: messenger RNA, 1242 nt
Organism: Carica papaya (papaya)
Lineage: Eukaryota; Viridiplantae; Streptophyta; Magnoliopsida; Brassicales; Caricaceae
Source: RefSeq, a predicted model, not a curated record